Molecule: messenger RNA, 3887 nt
Organism: Callithrix jacchus (white-tufted-ear marmoset)
Lineage: Eukaryota; Metazoa; Chordata; Mammalia; Primates; Cebidae
Gene: C6H2orf72
Product: chromosome 6 C2orf72 homolog
Source: RefSeq, a predicted model, not a curated record
CGGGCCGGGGCGCCGCCGCCCGAAGAGGCGGGCAGCGGGUGCGUCCGGGAGGCGGCAGCGGCCGCAGACGGCGGGUGGCGGCCAGCAUGGAGCGCGAGCUGGAAGCGCUGGCGGCCCGGCCCACGCGCCUGGCGGAGCCUCCCUUCCAGGCGCUGGUGGAGGCGGCUGGGGGCCGCGGGCAGGUGCUGCUGGUGGGCGAGCUGUGGGAGCGCGAGCAGAGCCGCGCUUUGCUGCUGGACUUCGCCCGGGCUGUGUUCCCUCCGGAGCCAGGCGCUGGCAAGCCGAGCGGCGCGGCGGCGGACGGCACGGGACCACUGGGGGCGCGCGGGGCGCAGAGGGCGGCGGGGGCGCGCGCCAUCUGCUCGCCGCUGGUCUUCGUGCUUUGCCGCGCAUCGUCGCUGGCCGCCCGGGAGCCGCGGCGCCGCCUGCGGGAGAUGCUGCGGGACGUGCGCGGCCGGCGGCGGGCCGGGGCAGCGCUGGUGGGGGUGCUGGUGGCCGAGGCCGAGCCCGAGGACGGGGUGGCGCUGGGGCUGCGACUGCUGGAGGCGCUGCUGCGCGCGGUGUUCGGCCGCCAGGCUGGGGGCCCGGUGCAGGCGGCCGCCUACUGCCCCGGCCGCCCGGCCUCCUGUCUGGCCGUCCAGGCGGCCGCCUGCCGGGCCCUGCAAGCUGCCGGAGCCGGGCGACCAGGUGAGGCUGCGCGGGGCUCGGCGGGGCGCGGGCGGGCGGUGACGUGGGCACGUCCCCCAAGUUGGAUCCCUUUAGGCCGGCCCUCCUCGUUGAGCACAGAGUGGAAGAAGCCUGGGAGAGGCCAGGCCUCCCAGGACUGCUGGCCUGCUUUUCCUGUGGUCCCUGGAGCCGGAGAAAGGACCGGGGAGUCACUGCCUGCAGAAGCCCAGCUCAGGAUAACUUCCAGGAACCUGAGGAGCAGCUGGCACUAACAGCCAUGUUUCCCAAUGGAGUCUGUGAGGACCUUGGAAGGGGGUCAAAAGCCUCUGAUGGGGUUGUCCACACUUCUGCUGAGCCCAGUGGAGACGCGAGAUGAAGGCUGUCCCCUUGCGCUGUCCCUGGCUUUAACCUACAGAUUGGGGCCUGGCUCCUUCUCACUGGCCCCCAGGUCUCCAUGGGGACUCGGAAGCCCCCGCCUGCUGGAGGCCUGCCAGCCACACUCGCAGUUACCAGCUAAACAAUGGGGCUCACUAAGACAAACAGGACCUAAAACAGUGUCUCCCUGGAAACCUACUACCUACCCAGCAUUUGCUAAGUCUGAUCACAGGGAGGUGAUUUUGUCUCUCUGGCUCAGUUUUUCUGAGCCACUGGGACAGAUGGCUCUCUGCUUUGAGGCUCUGCAGUGCUGUGGCAUCCCACGGGGCAUUUGCAGUGUUCUGGGCACAUGCAUGGGUACCCAUCAUCGAGAGUGCAGCUAGGAAGAACUUUGGAGCAGAAGUCAUCAGAACUGAGGUGUGACUUUGCAUAUGUCACUCAAUCUCUGUCACAAUGCAUGAGGGGGUUUUCAACCAGGGGCAGGUUGUCCCUCCAGGCAGCAUUGGAAAUGUGUAUGUAUUGAGGGGGUCACAGUGACUGUGGGGGCACCCCUGGCAUCUGGUGGGCAUCUCACAAUGUGCAGAACAGUCUCCAAUAGCAAAGAAUUAAUUGGUCCAUUCGAUGCCAAUCAUAGAACCUUUGAGAUAUUCUGGCCGAGCCAAUCCCUUCUCUGUGUCAGAGCUCCCCAGAGCAGAGAGGGUCAGGCUUCCCCGGACCUUGGCUCCCAGAGCAAGCCAGAAUAAAGACCACACCAUUGCCUUGGGGGCUUGUCCGGCCAGGGCCAAGACAGUCUGCAUGCUGCAGGCCCAGGACAGAAAUAGCCACGCAUGCCUGUGAGAAGAAAGAGCCUCUUUUUUCCCACGUUGACGUUGACUCUCUGUGCCAAGUCCUUUGGGCAUAAGGAUGCUUAGGGAAUUCCUAUAGGUACCGAACAGAAGGAAAGCUAGUGGCUUGGACUCUUGGGUAUAGGACUCGCUCUAGCUCUCAGGUCCUAGCCCGAGCUCAGUGCAAACACAGCCCAGAGGUUCUAGAAUCCCUUCCUCUGUGUCUGUGAGUCUGACAAAAUUGAUGAUGUUCCCUUAGAGCCGGGGAAGCCGCGUGUUUACUCACAGAGGGAACUCACCAUCACCUCCCUCAUCUUUUUUGCCUGCCCUUGGAGAAUUCCAGAGUCUUUGGAAUGGCAAAGGCACCUCUUGGAUUUCCCUAGAGGGGAGGCGCUAGCUGAGGGAACAGCCACUUCAUUCAUGCAGCACAGUUUACUCAGCGGACACACAGCUGUGCCUACCAUUUGCUCAGUGCCCUGAAAGGUGCUGCCUAACUUUGAUGCAUUAUUUCAGCUCUCUCCACGAUGGUGCCAAAUGGUGCAAUGGGAAACCUGUUUUGACUGGGGGCUCUACGAUACUAAGGAGGGGCCCUCGCUGCUCUGUGCCUCAGUCGAUUUUCCAUAAUGAGGAAUUUAACCCUAUUCUUUCCCUGCCUGUAAAGGAUGGUGUGAGGACGAGCAGGACAGCAUCUUAUUUGGGGUUUUUGGCGGCAGGCCUCAUUUUAGUCCUGCGGGCCGCCUGCCCUUGGACCCACCCAGCUGCUUCCUUAGAGUCAAGAAUGAGGUCAAUGAAUUGUGAUUCACUGAUUUUAUUGAUUUUGUUUUAAAACAGGGAGAUUGGUUUUUUUGAAGCUGCUAUAAUUUUCUAUUUCUUUAUUAAUUUCUUUGUAAUCCUCCGGUUAAAGUUUUCUUAUUUGGUGGGAGGGAGCUUGUUUAAAGUUUGGAAUUUGUCUAGGGCAGAAGUUAUAAGACUUCAAAACUUUUUGUAUUUGUUGCCAAUAUUUAAAACUUGGAACAUAGGCUGGGCGAGGUGGCUCAUGCCUAUAAUCCCAGCACUUUGGGAGGCCGAGGCAGGUGGGUCACCUGAGGUCAGGAAUUCAAGACCAGCCUGGCUGACAAGGCGAAACUCCAUCUCUACUAAAAAAAAAAAAAAAAAAAAAAUACAAAAAUUAGCCGGGAGUGUGGCGCACGCCUGUAAUCCCAGCUACUCGGGAGGCUGAAGGAAGAGAACUGCUUGAACCUGGGAGGCAGAGGUUGCAGUGAGCCGAGAUUGCGCCAUUGCACUCCAGCUUGAGCAACAAAAGAGUGAAGUUCUGUCUCAAAAAAGAAAAACUUGGGACAUUGCAUAUAAAAAUACCUAGUUUUGUGGGUGGAGGAUGGGGCAUGCCGUCAUCUCGCGUCUGCUGCGGUUCACCCCCAAGUCUGCUGCAGCUCACCCCCAACACCUUUAGCCCCUCCCCCGCCCUUCCCAUCCCCCACUGCCUUUCACUCAGAAAAGACACCUGCCCGGUGCUGGUCCGGGCAGGCAUGUGAGUUUGUAGCCUCUGCCCCAAAGGAUGGUUUACACAUUAUUUUUUUCAUUACCUUCAGUAUUCCUGUGAAUGGUUCAAGAGAGAAAGUCUUUGUUUACUAAGAUUUGGGUUCUGCCUCCCAAGUGACAAUACAGGGCUGAGAUCCAUCUCAGCUUCCGUGAGAUGUGGCCACCAUAAGCACCAUCGUUGUAGGGACAGUCUCAUUGCUGUCUUCUAGCAGACAGAAGAGUUAGGUGCCAGAAAGGACGAUCUUGAUGGUGGGGCCCUUCCUUGAGGGACUUUAAGGCAUAAAGGUUGGGGUGGGGGUGGUGUGUGAAGGAGGAGGCCCUGGAUUAGGUCAGUGGUCCCUGGGAGCCAUCGGCGAGAAGCUUCCAGCCAGGUGACAGUCUGGGCUCUCAGGUACUAAUCUUCCUAAUAUGGCAGUGGUUGUGCCACUUCUGACUUGAAUUGAUAAUUCCCAUGUCUAAUAAAACCAAGAAGUACCUCACUGA